This is a messenger RNA of Monodelphis domestica (gray short-tailed opossum), 13379 nucleotides long. It is a transcript of the gene IRAK3, whose product is annotated as interleukin 1 receptor associated kinase 3. Gene Ontology annotation, cellular component: plasma membrane. The record is from RefSeq and is a predicted model, not a curated record. Lineage: Eukaryota; Metazoa; Chordata; Mammalia; Didelphimorphia; Didelphidae. Gene Ontology annotation, biological process: protein phosphorylation; signal transduction. Gene Ontology annotation, molecular function: protein kinase activity; protein binding; ATP binding.
CAUUUAUCAGUUGGGAUUGGCUUAUAUUCUUAUAAAUUUGAGUCAGUUCUCUCUAUAUCUAAGAAAUGAGACCUUUGUCAGAGCCUCUUGCUAUCAAGAUUUCUUUGAGUCUCCCAAUUCCUCAUGCUUUUCAUUUCUUACUGCAUGAAAACGCAUCACAUUAAAAUACUACAGUUUUUUCAACCCUUCUCCAAUCCGUGGCAUCCAUUUUGUUUUUAGUAUUUUGCUACUGCAGAAAAGGCUGCUAGAAAUAUAUCAAGGAUUUUUUUUUUCUCUGUCUUUGAUCUCUUUGGGAUAAAUACUCUUUAGUGGUAUCACUUGGUUAAAGGGUAGAAGUAUUUUAGUGACUCAUACUCACAUAUUUCUAGAAUAGCUGGACCAGUUAGCAGCUCCACCAACAAUAUAUUAAUACACCUGUCUUCUCUUCCCUUCUUGGCAUUGCUGAUUUGUCUUUGACAUUUUCCUUGGAUCGAGGUGAAUCCUUAGAGUGGUUUCCCAUAGGGCUGAUUUGGAGCAUUUGGAUAUUGUUGUUAAUCAUCUUCAUUUCUUCUCCAAUUGUUCCUAUCAAAUUGUUUGACCAAUAAUCUGUAUGGGAGAUUACCAUUUUUGAGGAAGGAGCAAAACAAGUAGGGAAGUGGAAUAGUUGCUAAAUAAUACAGAGAGAAUGAAAAGAUGGUAAGAUUUAGAACCAGAGAGGUUAUCUGACCCAACUAAUUUCUGAAUGAAUCCUUGUUUUGAAGUUUUUUUUUGUUGGCCAGAAAUUUCUCUCUCCUCUUCAACGCCUCCCCCCAAAGGGAUUUAAACCCAUCUCAGUCAGAACUGAGGUAGUCAUAACAGUGUGGGCCUUGGUAAUCCCUCAGGGUCCCUUCUGUGCUAGAUUCUGUUGAGAUCUGUGACUUUUCUUGAAUUCAAGGGGCAUGCCCAACGCCCUCUGUUUGCAGGGAGGUCGAAUCUACAGCGUAUUGCAUCACUCUAAUUGUUUGGGGAGUCCAGUUUUUGCUAAGCCUUUUCUGCUUUUUCCUCUCUGUGGCUCCACCAAAAAUGUUAGCUAGAAGCACUACUAACAUCAGCACUGGAGAAGCCCGAGAUGAAUGAAAGACAGUCAGGGUAGGGGUGGGAGGGAAGAGUUGUCUCGCCCUCCAAAGUUCGGAGGCGGGGCUGGUUCCUCGGGCUGGGAAUCUCUUCUGGGUUAGAGCAAUAAUUGCAGUUUGAGUCAUGGAGUCGAAGCCCGGCCAGAUGCGGGACUUGGCCCAGGAACCGCGCUCAUCAGACCCGAGUGCUGGCUGAAUGGGUCGGAUUUCCGCAGUUGUGAAAGAGGGCGCUUAGGGAUAGGAGAGGGUGGAGAUAAAGCCCUGGUCUCCCCACCCACCCUUCUUUCCCUUAGUCAGCCCAGUACCAGUAAGCAGCAGUGAGGGAAUAGGGGUUCCCAGGCGCUUCGGGGCCAUGGCUUGGGCGCCGGUGGACGGCAGGAGCAGCCCCUGGGAGCCCGCAGCCUUCCCCGCGAGUCUGCCUCUGUUUGACCUACCCCCUUCCCUUCUGGGAGCCUUCUGUUCUAUUCUGGACAGCUGCGACGGAGUGCUGGGCUGGCGCGGACUAGCUGAACGCAUUUCCAGUAGUUGGCUAGAAGUUCGACACAUUGAAAAAUACAUGGAGCAAGGUAAAAGUGGAACCAGGGAAUUACUGUGGUCUUGGGCGCAGAAAAACAAGACUAUCGGUGACCUUUUGCAGAUUCUACAGGAAAUGGGCCAUGAGCGAGCAAUUAAUUUAAUUGUGAAUCAUGGAAGGACCAUAAGUGCCUCAACUAAACAGAGUCAGCAGUCAGCUGGAUUUCCAAAUAUCCCUCCUCAGGUACCAACUGACAGUACUAUUGAUAAACAAGGAGAGAUGCCUGAAUAUCGGAAAGAAAUAAGGCUGAAACCUUCCUUCAACUUUAAAAGCAUCAUAGAAGGAACCAAAAACUUCCAUAAAGACUUGCUAAUUGGAGAAGGGGAAUUCUUCAAAGUAUUCAGAGUGGAACUUCAAAAUGGAACAUAUGCUGUUAAGUUAUUUAAACAGGAGACAACUAUACAGAAUAAGAAAAAUUGGAAGAUGUUUUUCUCAGAACUUGAAGUCUUGAAUUUGGUUAAUCAUCCAAACAUCUUGGAACUGGUUGCAUAUUUUAUGGAGCCUGACAGGUUCUGCCUUGUUUAUCCAUACAUGAGAAAUGGAUCACUCUUUGACAGGUUGCAAUGUGUAGAUAAUACUUUUCCACUUUCUUGGCAACUUCGACUCAGUAUAUUGAUCGGGGCAGCCAAAGCCAUUCAAUAUUUGCACCAUGUUGAACCAUGCUCUGUCAUCUGUGGCAACAUAACAAGUUCAAACAUACUUUUGGACAGUCAGUUUCAACCCAAACUAACAAAUUUUGUCACGGCCCACCUCCGACCUCAUCUGGAAAAACAGAGUUCCACGAUAAAUAUGGAAAGCAGUAGGAAUAAGUACCUGUUGUACAUGCCAGAAGAGUAUAUCAGGCAGAGGAGACUAUCCAUUAAAACUGAUGUCUACAGCUUUGGAAUUGUGAUAAUGGAAGUUCUGACAGGUUAUCAAGUGGUUCUAGAAGGUCCAAAAUAUGUUCGACUGAGGGACCUCCUUGUGGAACUGAUGGAGAAGAGAGGUCUUGAGUCAUGUCUCUCCUUAUUAGAUAAAAAAAUAAGUCCGUGUCCUCAGAAUUUCUCCUGGAAAUUAUUUACUUUAGCCAACCAAUGUGCAUCAUCCCGGGCAAAGUUGAGGCCAACAAUGGAUGAAGUCCUGGUUGCUCUUGAAAGUUCUUGCCCUAACUUACAUUUUACAGAAGACCCUCCCAAAUCACUGAAGUCCUUCAGGUCUCCUUCUCCCCUUUUCCUCAAUCAUUUACCCAGUGUUCCCAUGGAAAAUGAUGAAAAUCAGGAUUUUUGCUCACUUCCUAAUGAAAACUUGGACAAAGAUGGAUUUGCCCAGAAAACUCCAUUAGAGUGUAGCCAGUCUGAAGUCACCUUUCUGGGCUUGGACAGAAAGGCUCUGGGUAAAGGAAAGACCCCUGUUUCGGAAGUGCCUGUGUCUUCCUGGGAAGACAACUUCUCAUCGAACCAUCUACAUCCAUCGCAGGACUCAAGUGUUUGUGUUAUGAAUAUGUACCUUUCCUCAGAGUCUGGAAAUCCUGUUCUGAGCAAGCUGGUGGAACCUAGCUCUUCCUCAGAAUCAUAUAGGAAUAAAAAUGAAGAGAUGGAAAAGAUGACUUCUGAAAAUAUUUUACAAUCAGAUUUUUAAAAUGAGGCAAGUAUUACAGAAUGACUUCUAUGUAUACCAUUGUUUUGGAAGGGACGAGUGUUGUCAACAGAGCUUGACCUUAUGGUCAAGAGAAAAAUGGAAUCUGGUGAAUUUGGACUACCUAUACCAAGAAUCUGGAUUUUUCAAGCUACUCUUUCAGUGGGGUUUAUGGGUUUUGUUUUGUUGCUUAAACCUUAGUUACAUGGGAAAUUGCCUUAACUUCUUUUAUUUAGAUAUUUUAUUAGAUAUUAAAUUAGAUAAUAAAAUAUUAGAUAUUUUAUCUGUGUAUUUAAAAUGAAUCAGGUUAAAAGAAGAGAUAGAUAUAAUUAGGGCUGUAUAAAGUCAUUCAGAUUGGGGAACUCUGUCUUAAACAAAGAUCAUAAGCAAACCAACUGCCAGGAACUGAUUCUUUUCUCUUCCUCUUGGAAUUGUCAAGCCCAAGUUCUCCCAAACUCUCAUUGUCUUUCUGUUUCAUCAUUUCUUAUAUAUUUGUUAAAAUGUUGAUGAAUCCCAAGUACAAGUAACUUCACACUUAAAUGGUUAGAUUAAAGUUGUAUGCGAUUGAGUCCAGCCCAUUCAUUUUACAGAUAAGAAAACUGAGAGAAAUUGUGACAUGUCUAGGGUCACACAGUCUUUAAAUUAUCUUAAGUAGGAUUUGAACCAAUGAUGUCUUCCUCACUUUCACAUUCAACAACUGUCCAUUAUGUCAUGCUUCUUCUAACUAAAAUCCUUUAAAAGGAGAAUACAUCUUAAUGGGACUCAUUGUCCCUUAAUAAUUUUCUAUGUUUGGACAAAACCAAUAACAAAUUUUCACUUAGAUAGCCCAUUUGCAUGGAUAGAUUUUUAUUAAUUUAAAUUUAUGAAAUUUUAGAAACCUGUUUUUUUGUUCAGUAGAAUUUCUUCAGUACAUAUUCUGAACAAACAUAUUCAAGUUCAUUUCCCUCUUGAGUAAAUGACUAAUCACUGGGUCUUAAGUAAAUUUUUUUUUCCCUCCUUAAGUCCCUUCUUAAUUAUAGUUUGAAUAAUGGGGGCUUUGCUAAGGACUGGUUCAUGGGUUCUAAGAUUUAGAGCUGAAAGGAAUCUUCCAGAUGUCUUAGUUUAACUCUCUCAUUUUACAGAUGAGAAAGCUGAGGUCCCAAAGUUAAGUGACUUGUCUAUAGUCAUACAGUAAGUAAUCAGCAGAUCUGAAACUUGAAUUUAGGUCUUUAAAUUGCCAAGUUCAGCUCAGAAAUUCCCAAGAUGGAACUUUCCAUUGGUGGUGGGGUUUUGCAGACAUCGUUUCCAGAAUCCCCAAAUUUGACUCCCUGUGGUGUAUGUUUAUGAUUCUUUGUGGUGGUCAUAUGAACUCUUUCUCCCUUGUCUUGAUUAAAGACUUCUUUGUAACUGCAAAAAAAAGAAAAAAAGCCAAAUUCAGUGCCCUUAUUACUAGGCGCCAUGCUGCCCCUCUGCCUCCCAUCCCACCCAUCUCUGUCUGUCUCAUCUUCAUCAGACCAUCAGUCUGGUCACAUUUCUCUAGGUUAUCUCAUUGAUCACUUGGCACUUCUAUGCAGAGAAGGAUAGACAAGGAGAAUAAAAUUAAUCAGUUGUGUAGCUAGUGCAUAUUGCUGCUUGUGGGCUCUUUUGACUUCUCCCUCCUUCUACCCUACAACCCUCAGGAAAAGGUUUUGCCUAGCAAAAGAGUUCGAAAUACAGUUAUUCCUUCUACACUGAGACUUGACUUAUCACAGCUACGAUAAAUCUCCGAUCAGCACGAGAAAUUAAAUGGGAAGUUUUGAGAGUUCUGUGAAAGCUUCAGAUAACACACAAAGGCCAGCAGAUGACACAGAAUAAGUUUAGAAACUCAGAAAUACAUAAAAUACUUGUAGAGUGUUGUAUAAUGUCAACAUAUUUUUCUUUUAAUACCAUUAAGUGCACACAAUUUCUCUUUUAAAGUUAAAAUAAGUAAAAAAGUCAGUUUGUAAAAAGAACUGGGAAGCCAGUAGAUGACACACAAAGACUAGAAACGUAGAGAUAUCUUUAAGAGUUUAGUAACUAAUAAAUGUAUAAAAUAUGUGUCCAUACAGUGUCUUUUACUGCUUAAUAAUAAAUGAACAGCUAUAUACUUUUUUUUUCCUAAAAUUAAAUUUGUAUUAUUUUAUUGUACUAUAUAUAGUAGAACUAUAGUUCUGCACAUGUAAAAGGGCACUGCAAACAUCCCAUAAAAGAAAGAAGAAGAAGAAGAAGAAGAAGAAGAAGAAGAAGAAGAAGAAGAAGAAGAAGAAGAAGAAGAAAGAAGAAAGAAGAGAGAAAAGAAAUCUUUUAUACAGCUUAUCUCCAGAAAUGAAAGGAAAAUAAUCUCUUUUCUCUCAAGUUCUAAAUCUUACUAGUUUCCUUCUAGGCACUUUCAUGGUAAAAUUCUUUUCACAAUGUUUCUUCAUAAAAAAUAAGUUGACAGUCUUUUUUUUUUUAAGUCUUAGAAUAAGUAUUAAGUAUUGGUUUCAAGGCAAAGGAGUGGUAAGGGUUAGGCAAUUGGGGUUAAAUAAUUGAUCCCGCAACUAGAAAGUGCCAAAUGCCAGAUUUGAACCCAGGAACUCCCAUCUCUAGACCUGGCUUUCUAUUCACUGAGCCAUCAAGCAGCCCCUAAAGACAGUUUUGAUAACAAAAUUUUUUUCUUCUUGUAAACUUUAAAUUACUCCACUCUACUUAAACCUUACUUUAGGGGAAGAUAAAGUUGUAAUCUCCUGAUUGAACAAUGAAGGUACUUAGUUCUCACCUUAUAGUGAAACUAGAAUGUUAAGCUAAGUCUAUUUUUAGAUCUUAAUACAAAAAGGUGUUAAGUAACUGUUGGUUGUCUCUCGAACCGAGGAUGACGAUUGUCUUUGUGCGUUUUUGUGCACAAAGACACUUGUGCAUGAAGAUUUAAGUGGAAAAGUCGAUGCACAGAGACAGUCCCACUCUCUCGGCGUUGGAAGCCUGGGUCCAUUGGAACAAAAAGUUGUUACACCUGGAGACUUCCUCAGCUGCAAUGGAUGGCCGUGUUGUCUUUUGUGCACCAUCAUGCCCUAAGCACUCCACAGUGCCUUGCUGCAUCGCCAUCUCAGCCGUUGAACCUUCUUGUUGGUUUCUUCCGCCUGUUCUGCCGAAGCAGUCUUCACAUGCUGGGUGAGCAAAGCCCUGGUUCACCAGGGGUCGACGUCGACCCGAUGGCUACCCUCACAAGGUUUGGCCGGCCUGUCGGAGCCAUUGCCCAGGGUGUGGCCACUGCCACAUGCUAGCAGCUACUAGGAACCACAAGUGAGAGCUGGGUGUCAGGUGAGGGUCAGUGGCUGGAGAGCUGCCCUAGAAGGGCACGACAAGCCCUCCAUACCAGAGAUAUUACCACUCCCUGAGCACUCCAUACACCCCGUUAAGUAACUAUAAAGGUUAAAUCAAUCACAAAAAGGUCAAGUAUUUUAAUACAAAAAGAUGUUAAUGGGUAGCUCAGUGGAUUGAGAGCUAGGCCUAGAGACUGGAGGUCCUAGGUUCAAAUCUAGCCUCAGACACUUCCCAACUGUGUGACCCUGGGCAAGUCACUUGACACCCAUUGCCUAGCCCUUACCACUCUUCUGCCUUGGAGUCAAUACAUAGUAUUGACUCCAAGACAUAAGGUAAGGGUUUAUUUAAAAAAAAAAAAGAUGUUAAGUAACUAUAGAGGUUAAAUUAAUCACAAAAAGGUCAAGUAACUAACAAAAGGUGAACUUAACAAAGAAGUGUUAAGGAACUCAAAAGAAAUAAUCUAAUCAAAGAAGGUGAGAACUAAAAGUAUGGGCAAUCCUAGAGAAAGCAUUUGAUGUGAUUGGUAGAUGUGAAAGUUUAGAGGAGGAGACACAAGGGUGAAAGGUCUAUAUAUUUGGGAUUUUUCAUCUCUCAGAAAAUACUCUCUUUCCCUUAUUGGCGGUAGAGAGUUAGCUGAGAGGAGCAUGCUGAGCCUUUUGGCAUCUUAACAUUGUUACAAGCUAUUGACCGAUUCAGUGGUGAGUUUCUGGCUGAGUUUUCCUUCUUUCUUUCCAACUUUAUCUUCUUAGAAGCAUCUAAUCUUCUUCAGAAACCUAGAGGCAGGGAUUUUUAAAAUUCCCCCUGGCACAAGCCAGGCAGGAGAAAUCCUAUAUCCCCUUCCUUCCCUCUCCUUAAUUCCUUCCCUUUAUAUUAAUUAAAUUACCAUAAAAUACCAGACUGACUUGGGUAUUUUAUUUGGAAUUUCCCCUGGUGACCAAAUUUAAGUCACAACUCUAAAAUCCAUCUUUACAUUGUCUUCUGCUCUCCGACUGACAAGGAGAACCACACUACUGAAGAGAGUAAACUAAAGAUUUAGGAGGAACCACCAAUGAAAAGAGUAAAUUGGGAUAGUUGGCCCAGAGUGCAAUGCUAUACUUAAAAACAAAUAGUAAUGAGGAUGUUGGGAAUGAGAAUGUUAUAGUCAUGUCCAUUCAGAAGGCACUGCCCUUUCCCAGGUUUUUGUAAGUUAUCUGUCAUGCCGUCACAAUCUUGAAUAUGAUAAAAAAAACAACCUGCUUAACUACAGUAUAAGAGAGCUGGAUAUGCCUUUGAGAUUACAUAAUCCAAUUCCCUCUUUUACAGAUUAGGAAACUGAGGCACAAAAAUCUUAAGUGAUUUGCGUCCCAUAGCCAGAACCCCAAAGUUCCAUGAUCUUUCUACUUAAAAUAUUUUAAUAUAUUGAGGUUGUGUUAAGACCUUCCUUUGUACCUUAUUUGAUAGUGUAUAUUUUAAACUAAUUGGCAGUCAGCUGGUGUAGUCUGCCUCAGUUUCCUUACUUGUAAAAUGAACAGGAGAAGGAAAUGCCAAGCCACUCCAGUAUAUUUGCCAAGAAAACCCCAAAUAGGGUCAUGAAGAUUUAGACACUACUCACAUGACUGAACAACAAAAAAUAAAAUGUCUAUAUAACUUUGUUAGCUCUCCUUGUGAUUUCCCAUAUAAAUAAAAAUUGGUUCCUUCUUUGUUUUUCUUGGAGAGAAAGAAACAUAUAGAUUGAAGGAAGUGAUCUCCUAAGGAAGGAUAUUAUGAUAAUAGCUGACACUUAUGACUUUAAAUUUUACAAAGCACAUUUGAAUUCAUAUCUGAAACAAUUUCACUUUUUUUGGUUCUGGAUCUCUAAUUUUGUAGAAACUCUCUUUACUGAUCCACAUCAGCACCUGCUCUACAACUUGGUCUUAGAGCAUUGCUUGGGGCACAAAGCAGUUAAAUGAUUUGGCCAGGGUACCACUUGUAUUAGAAGCAGAGCUUGAGCUUAGGUCUUUCCGAAUCUAAGGUCAGCUUUCUAAACCCCUCUCCUUCUUUAGGACAGAACUCCAAGUGGUAUUAUCUUCACUUUGCAUUGUGCUACAUUACUUCUUUCUAUAUUAUACACAUAGUUAUGUCCAUUAGUUUGGAAUGUGGUCGUAAUGAAACCCUUCUGAACCUCAGUUUUCUCAUCUGUAAAAUUAACUAGAUGGUGUCCAAAAUCCUUUCUAGCUCUAAGUCUUCGAUCCUAUUAUUUUGAUGGGCAGCUACAUGGCACAGUAGAUAAAAUGGUCAGGCCUGGAGUCAGGAAGAUCAUUUUCUUGAGUUCAAAUGUGGUUUAGACACUAACUAGGUGUCACUGAGCAAGUCACUUAACCUUGUUUGCCUCAGUUUUUUCCUCUUUAAAAUAAGCUAGAGAAGGAAAUGGCAAACCAUUUGAGUAUCUUUGCCAAGAAAGAAGGAGUCAUGAAGAGUUGUACAAAACUGAAAAAUGACUUAACAACAAAAUCUAGCCCUAUUAAGGGCAGGAGACUCAUUAUUAAGGUUGGGGGUUCAUUUUUUUUCAUUUCCAGUUUGCUAUCUCAAAAUAUUUGUCAUGAAUCAGAAGGAAGACCAGUGAAGGAAUGCUGAUAGAUUCAUCAUGAAUCUGUCACUGCUCCAAGACAUAGAACUCAUUGGGUAUAUCCUACUAAUAAUGGUGCCUCGUUAGUAUCAUCUUUCUACAGAAGGAACAAUAUCAUUUAUAUUAAAAUGGGGUGUUUAAAUUUUAAUCAGGACUCUAGAGAAAUGCUUUACAAGAAUUCCACUAGGAGUCGCUUUUCCUAUGUCCUAGUGUGAGAUGGUUCAAACUCAUUUAGUAAAUUGAUUCUCCAUGAAAUAUUCAGCAUUGUGUUUAAUUUUUAAAAGUCAUUUUUCUGUUUAUUUAAUGCAAACUGAAAUUCCUCCCUGUCUUACAAGCCUGGAAGCCCUGUACUGUUGCCAGAUCUUUCUGGCUUUAUGAAUAAUGGCAAUAUUCAUGUUUGCAUAAAAGGAGAAAAAAAAUGAAAUUGAACAUGGCAUUUAAUUCUGCACAUUAAGAAUUUAGCUCACUGAACUCACAUGAAAGGUUGCUCUAUAUUUAGAUGGCUUAGAGUCUUAGAUAAGGUUAAUAUUUAAUUAGCACAUUUCAAAUAUAUUUAGAGACUCUCAAGAGUAUGUGAUUCUAAAUCUUCACUUCCUACUUCUCAUUAGCAACUAGUACACAUUCUAUCCACAUUAUUUUAAUUAUAGCUAACUUUUAUAUGGUGCUUUACUCAUAUUAUUUUAUCUUAUAGUCAUUGAUUUAUUUAAGGAGGUCAUGGGAGCAUAAUUGAGAGUUGGAAGGGUCCUCAAAGGACAUAGUUAACAUUUAUAUAAAGUAUUAUAUGUAUACAUCAUUUUAUGUUAUAUAUGUGUUUAUAUUAUACAUAGUAUAUAAAAUAAUAUUUGAUAGCCAUUGAUUUAUUUAAGGAGGUCAUGGGAGCAUAGAAUGAGAGUUGGAAGGAUCCUCAAAGGACAUAGUUAACAUUUAUAUAAAAUACUAUAUAUGUACAUCAUUUUAUGUUAUAUAUGUGUUUAUAUUAUACAUAGUAUAUAAAAUAUUAUUUCAUAGUCAUUGAUUUAUUUAAGGAGGUCAUGGGAGCAUAGAUUGAGAGUUGGAAGGAUCCUCAAAGGACAUAGUUAACAUUUAUAUAAAAUACUAUAUAUACAUCAUUUUAUGUUAUAUAUGUGUUUAUAUUAUACAUAGUAUAUAAAAUAUUAUUUCAUAGUCAUUGAUUUAUUUAAGGAGGUCAUGGGAGCAUAGAUUGAGAGUUGGAAGGAUCCUCAAAGGACAUAGUUAACAUUUAUACAAAAUACUAUAUAUAUACAUCAUUUUAUGUUAUAUAUGUUUAUAUUAUACAUAGUACAUAAAAUAUUAUUUGAUAGCCAUUGAUUAUUUAAGGAGAUCAUGGGAGCAUAGAUUGAGAGUUGGAAGGAUCCUCAAAGGACAUAGUCAAUAUUUAUAUAGAGCAUUAUAUCGAUAUAUAUGCAUCGUUUUAUAUUAUUAGUAUAAUUGUUAUACAUAUUAUAUGAAAUAUAAUUUGAAAGUCAUUGAUUUACUUAAGAAGGUCAUAGGAACACAGAUGUAGAGUUACAAAGAACUUUAAAGGUCAUCUAAUCCAACCCCUUCAUUUUACAGUGGAGGAAAUGGAGGCCAGGAGAGGUUAAAUGAUUUAUAUAUAUAUAUAUAUAAUACAUCAAAGGAAAGAGAUGAAAAUGGAUCCUUUGAUGCCAGUGCCAGUUUUCUUUCUGCUUCCCUUUUCUACCUCUCAUGUAUGACAAAAUAGAGCUUAGACAUAAAUAAAGGAAACUGAAAGGCAAAUAAACAGUGUGUAUUUUUCAAAAUGAAUAGCCACUGGUACAAUUAUACUCAGCAAAGCUAGUUUUCUCAUUAGGCAUUUUGGUUCCCCUGACUAAAUGCCCUUUUCUUGACUAUCGGCUAAAGUAGCAACAGUACCAUGAUCCCACUGUGUCUACUUAGCUACAGCAGAGUGUUACUAGGACAUUUUUUGGUGAUGUGUAACUAGUUUAUAAGCUCCUAAAGGGCAGAGGGAACUCUACUUUUUAAGUACCUUCAUGAGCAUCUAGUUAUACAAUUGUUAAUGCUCAGUAAAUAAAUUAAAAUGUGAUGAAUGAAUUAUUCAGGUAUAUGUAUGUGAUUAUUACAUCUAAUAAAACUGAUUCUAACAGCUUUGAUCUUGGCUGAGCAGAUUGUACCCCACUCCCUAAAGGGAAAAAUGAGACAAGUAGAUAGAAAUAUCUAUAAUAACUGAUAGAACCAUCAGUACUACCUCCCAAUAAAGCAAGGGUUUUGUUUUUAUUUAACAUGGACUACGGAGUGGUAUAACUUGGGGUUCAUGGGUAGAUUUCAAGGGGUCCAUGAACUUACUAUUUUUGUGGAAUAUUUUAUUUUUGCCAAUUACUCAUAAAGACAAUUUUAAAAAUUUGUUUUCUAAAAUUUUGAGUUCCAAAUUCUUUCCCUCCCCUCCUCCUUCCCUGAGACAGUAAGCAAUUUGAUAUAGAUUAUAUAUUUAAUUUGGGUUAUUUGACAGAAGUAUAUACAUUUGACAUAGGAUAAUAUUGUGCAAAAUAUUUUUAUAUUGGUCCUGUGGAAGAAGACACAUAUGCCCCACAAAAAACCCACCAAGAAAAAAUAUGAAAAAGAGUAUCCUUUGAGCUAUUUAUACUCUAUUAGUUUUCUUUCUGGAAGUGGAUAGUAUUUUUCAUCACGAGUCCUUUGGAAUUGCCACGAAUGUAUUUUUAAAAAUAUUUUAAUAACUUUUUCAAAUAUAGCUAGUUUCUUUGUAAUCUUAUGUAUUUUAUUUUAUGCAUUUCAAAACAUUAUUCUGAGAAGUUAUUCAUAAAUUUCAACAGACUUCUAGAGGGGUCCAUAACACAAAAAAAGGUUAGGACCCCCUACCCUCAAUGGUUGUUAGCAUUUUAAAAUAAUAAUCAUAAUAAUUAGUCAUAAUAAAUUUAGAUAAAAUAAUAACACAUUUGCAUAGCUCUUUAAGUUUUUAAAACACUUUGCUCACAAAUGAAUAACAAACUGCAAAAGUUUACCAUUUAAACCAAAGCACAAGGAUUUCUUUUCUUACCAGAAAUUCCCCUCCUGAAUACACUGGAGCAUUGAUGUUUUGAUUUUGUUGAAAAGUUAUGUGCAACUUAAUAAAGUAAAGAAAAUGUCAAAGUUACAAAAUUAAUAUUGCAUUACUGGUCAUUUAUAAAUAUUUCACUUAAAGUACUCAUAUGAAAUCCGUGUGUUGUGUAUGUAGUACAUUCAGUAAGGAAAUAUAAAAAAUGAAUAAAUACUUUAAAAAUUUAAUACUGCUCGUAGUACGUAAGGGAUAUUGAUUUUUCUAGCUGUCUAUAUUAAGUAAAGCACAUUACAGAGUUAUUUUGAAGAAACAAUCGCCUAGAUAUGUCAGUGAUGUAAUUCUACUAUCCACUGUUUACUUUAAUCAUUUAAUAAUGGGGCCAGAGAGAUGGAGUUGGCUCCCAUAAUAUUGUACAAAAGAAUCACUCUAAUACAAUUCACUUAGUCUGAUACAAAUUCUAUUAUCCUACAUGUUGACAGGAAGACCUGGGUUCAAGUGCCACCUCUGACACAUACUGGACAACUCACUUAAUUUCUUUGUAAUUCUCCAGGUAGUUCUCUAAGACUAAUAUUUGAAGGAAAGGCACCUUACAAAUUAAUAACAAGCUGCAAAAAGUUUACCAUUUAAACCAAAGCACAAGGAUUUCUUUUCUUAUCAUAAAUUCCCCCUCCUGAAUACACUGGAGCGUUGAUGUUUUGAUUUUAUUUAAAAGUGAUGUGCAACUUAAUAAAGAAGAGAAGGACCACAGAUGUUUUCUUCUACCUGUAUCGAUUGGAGUCUCUUCACCAGAGGAGUUUCCUAAACCAGUGAAAUCAGAAAUCCUGUCCCUAUCCCUACAUGUUCUUCAAUGGAGUCUCUUAUUUUCCUUUAAACUGGAAGUGGUUCAAGGGAGAAAAAAAAAACCACUCUGGUUAAAAAUGAAAGGAAUAAGGGCCAUGCUAGGUAGCACUCCUGACCUGGAGUCAGGAUUAGGGUCAAAUCUGGCCUAAGAAAUCUCCUAGCUAUAUGUCCCCAGGCAAGUCACUUAACCAAGUUGGUUAGCCCUUGUCCUUCUGUCUUAGAGUUGUUACUAAGAAAGUAUAAGUUGUUUGUUUGUUUUUUAAUUAAAAGGAUAAUGAUUUUUAAACAGCUUUCCUCUUUCUGUGACAUUGUAGGGAAAUAUAAGAUCAUAAUAUCAUUAAUUUA